Pieris macdunnoughi is the source of this 483-nucleotide messenger RNA. The record is from the annotation of a GenBank genome assembly. Lineage: Eukaryota; Metazoa; Arthropoda; Insecta; Lepidoptera; Pieridae.
AUGUUACUGAAAAAUAUUUUUGUGUUGCAGACAACUCAAUUGGACGAAGAGCAAAUUGCAAUGCUGCGGCGGGCAUUCAGCAUGUUCGAUUCCAGCAAACAAGGCAAAAUCGAGAAGGAGAAAGUACGAACAAUUCUCAAUACGAUGGUGCACAACUACGAUGAUAACGAUUUGGAUAAGAUGCUGGAUGCAGAAGAUAUUGAUGGAUCAGGCAAGCUGAAUUUCGACUCAUUUGUCCGAGUUGCGACCCACUUCUUGGAUGAAGACGACGAAGCACUACAAAAGGAGCUUAAAGAAGCCUUCAGAUUAUAUGACAAAGAAGGUAAUGGAUAUAUUCCUACAUCAAGUCUCCGCGAGAUCCUUGCAGCGUUGGACGAUCAGCUGACGUCAGACCAGCUCAAUGAAAUGAUAGCUGAAAUCGAUACAGACUCAUCAGGCACCGUGGACUUUGAUGAAUUCAUGGAAAUGAUGACUGGUGACUAA